AGAAGCUUCGCGUUCUUCCCAAUUUGAUAUAAUAUUUAGUACUUCUAGAAUUUUCUCAAAUUUGCUUUCAAAUUGGAGCACAGGAUCAUGUCUCUCGUUUUCUUUUUUAAUACUGUAUUUCUUUUAGCGGAUGCUUUGAAGAACGCAAUUACUUGCUUCAUUAUACCUACAGUAUUUCUUACUGCUUGGACACUGCCGCUUUUUGAAAUCGAAAGAUUCAAGGCAUGAUUUAUGCAUGGGCUUUUUAGAGCAUUUGGAAAAC
Acanthoscelides obtectus is the source of this 262-nucleotide messenger RNA. NCBI's taxonomy places the organism in Eukaryota, Metazoa, Arthropoda, Insecta, Coleoptera, Chrysomelidae. The record is from the annotation of a GenBank genome assembly.